AUAUUGCAUCUCUGGUGGUCGAUUUUUCCCCGUGAAUUCUCGAUCGCAUCCUUUUUCGAUCGGCCUUUUGAUGGAUUGUAUUCUCUUCCCCGUUUGAUAUGGUCGAUUUUUUGCUCGAGGGAAAGCGAGAUCUGUAAAUUGAUUUCUCAGAUCUGUAAUCCUUGUCGCGUACGCUCUUCUGAUAGAAAAGUGAAAAAAUAGCGAGAAAUCUGGGAACUGGAUCAUUUGGAGAUAGGCCUCGCUUGAUCUGUUGUUGUUGAUGAUGCAAUAUAACAUCUGAUUGUCGAAGAUCUAGCUAAAUUUUAUUCUCUGCUUAGACUUGAUGUUUUCUCUUGAGAUCAUACAAGAGAGAAUACCAAGACACAUGGGAUCAAAGCUAAGGCAUUUCUGGUUCCAUUGGUUUUCUUUAUUUUUCUCACUAACCGAAUUAAUUUUGUAUAUUUUGUGUUUCAUUUAGAGAAAAUGGUGGUGGAGGCAACGCUCUCCGCUAUUGGCAAUUAGAAAUGAUUGGUCAGCGAGAAGAACAAAAUACAGAGAACACAAGAUAGAACCAGAGAUGCUUGUUCUGAUCCGACAAACAAAUCGUUUGAUAUACUGCCCUUUGUAUGAGCUCGAGAGAAAACAUCAAGGAAGUUUCGAUGGGAGAAAAGAGAGUAUAUCAAAACUAAGGCAUCUCUGAUUCCAUCUUAUGUUCUCUGUAUUGUUCUCGCUAACAGAAUCAAUUUUGUGUGUUUUGUGUUCCAUUUACAGUAGAAAUGUCAAAAUGGUUGCCAAUGGCGGAGGUCCGCCUAGAGGCAGCGCAGCGGCAGCUGCUAGCUUGCGCCGGAGGAGGCCAGGCGGUGCAGCUGGUGCAGCAGCCGGCGGAGGCGCCAGCACGAUGCUCCAGUUCUACACCGACGAUGCUACAGGGGCCAAAAUGUCGCCCAAUACGGUUCUCUUCAUGAGUAUUGGAUUCAUUGCGGUUGUUGCUCUCCUCCAUGUCUUCGGUAAGCUUUACUUGGCUCGCCAUUAGAGGAGAUCCAAGUGUUUACUUUUGUCGAGAAAUGAUCUAACCAAAAAGAUUUGUCAUGAAAGACCAUGACAAGUCCCCUCUACUUCCAUUUGAUUUGAUGUGGAUGAACAUUGUCUUGGAAUCUUGUAUUUCUACUGGAUCAGAUUGAUUGUGGUGAUCUUCUUAACUCGGACUCAAAUAUUUUGUUAUUUGGGUCAUUCAA
Messenger RNA from Zingiber officinale, 1214 nucleotides. RefSeq names its product protein transport protein Sec61 subunit beta-like. Gene Ontology annotation, cellular component: endoplasmic reticulum membrane; Sec61 translocon complex. The transcript is spliced from 3 exons. NCBI's taxonomy places the organism in Eukaryota, Viridiplantae, Streptophyta, Magnoliopsida, Zingiberales, Zingiberaceae. The record is from RefSeq and is a predicted model, not a curated record. Gene Ontology annotation, biological process: intracellular protein transport. Bases 689 to 1012 code for a protein of 107 amino acids.